Molecule: messenger RNA, 2443 nt
Organism: Chiloscyllium plagiosum (whitespotted bambooshark)
Lineage: Eukaryota; Metazoa; Chordata; Chondrichthyes; Orectolobiformes; Hemiscylliidae
Source: RefSeq, a predicted model, not a curated record
AUCUGUUGUUAUUUAAAGAAAUCAAAGAUAGUAACAAGCUUGAAGAAAAGGCAUAAAUCUGCAAAGAUAGAUGACAGAUUGGACAAAAUAUUAAAAACACUGAAGGAUUACCAAAACAUCAAUAAGGAGAGAAUUAGAGUACGAGAGAAAGUUUGCCAAAAAUAUAAAAACAGAAAGGGAAAGGUUUGUCAGUUAAUUUUAAAAAAAAGAAUUAACAAUGUCAAUUAUAGAAAACAAGGCUGCGGAAUUAGUAAUAGAGAAUAAAGAGAUGGCAGAUGAAUUGAACAGAUAUUUUGCAUCAGUCUUCAUCUCAAAGAUCGAAAGUAGCUGUAAAUCAGGAACUGAAAAUGACAGAGAAACUCAAGAGGAUUACAAUUACCAGGGAAAUAAUAUUGAGUAAGCUGUUGAAAUUGUGAGUUGACCAUCCAGAGUUCUGAUGGAUUUCAUCAUAGUGUCUUAAAGGCAGUAGCAAAUGAAGGAUUGUUUUGUUGUUUUAAUUUACCAAAACUCAUUAGAUUUGAGGAAGACUAAACAAAAAGAAAGAGAAUUAUAGAUGCUGGAAAUCUCUGGAACGCUGCAGCAAGUCUGAGACAGAGAUGUUGGAAUGGGAACACAGGCAUGGGCUAAAACGGCAGGCAGCUGGAAAUUCGCAAUCACCUUUGCAGAUAGGAUGUGUUGCUCCUUGAUUCGCAUCUCUUUCUGCUCUCUGCCUCGACAGACGCUGUGCAAAACGUACAAACCGUUAUCCCCGAUGAAGAGAGCGCAGCUGAUACGCAGCAACAACAACCUCAUUAAGGCACCACACAAACGCAGAAACCAAUAAGGGGGUUGAGGUGGUAAUAGAUGUUUCCAUUAUUUUCUGCCUCUUGUUUUGCUGGAAGUGACGCAGUCCAGCAGCAUCUUGUCCGGAAGCAUUUGCCCGAGAGAGUGAAACCGUUGGCAGUGAGAUGCUGAACUGUUAGGGUGUGUGGCAGGUACCCUGUCCCAGGGACUGGUCUCAGAGACAGCGGCUGCUCCCAGAGCCCGGGCUGGACGUGCCAACAGGUUGGAAUAAAUCUCAAUCUGUAUGAAUUAUUCUCGAUUUCCAUCAAUCAGGCUACUAUGGGAUUACAGACAAAAUACGUUUCCGCAGAGAGAAACCAACGGAGGAAAUGAAGGAAACCAGGAAACAGAAGUUGCUGGAGAAACUCAGCAGGUUUUGCGGGCAGAGAAACAGAAGUAACUGUCUAGAGAAGGGGCACUGCACUCGAGACAUUAGCUCCACUUUCUCCCCACAGGGACAGUAUGGAGUCCAAUUGUAAUGACGAUAGUGAGACCCCAUUGCCAAACUUAACGCCACGGCAUAAAGAGCUUGUACCCACACCAUGUGGUCCAAUGAAACAAUGUUCGGAAUUAUCUUGUUUCGAGAAGGUAUAUGUUGCUGCAGCAAUCCUUUCUCUCAUUGCCAUGUUGGUUGUGACUAUCCAAAGUAUUGUAAUUCAGGUGAAAGAUGGUAGUAAAGAUCCAACCCAGGAAGAUUUCACCAUCUCAUUGAUACAGCUCAUUGGAAUAGUGUUCUGCUUUUACUAUGUGCUGCAUGGGAUUUUCCAGGAAAAUCGCCAGGAGCUAAUUGCAUUUGUCCUCUCCAUUUUAUUCGUUGUGAUCCGAUCUGUGGUGAACUUUGCUUCAGCGACACCAAUGGAAAGAGCGGAACUGCAGAUACGAUUCGGUUUCAUUUUGACAUUUGGGGUGUUCCUGAUGCUGAUCAGUAUCAUCUACCUGAUUAAGAGUCCCAACAUGAUGGCUUUCAGAGUGAGUGGAGCCUUUGAAACAUCCCAGUCACAGUACCUCAUGGUGUUUCUCUGCUUCUCUAUGGUGACAUUUGAUCUUCAAACGCAGGCUGCUUCUCCCACAGACGGUGUUGCAUCAGGCCUGUGUCUCUGUGUACUUGUCUUGACCUCAGGAGCAAGUCAUAUUUCACUUGAGCAUUCGGUCAUCCUGGGCGUGGGCAUCUGCUGGGCUGUUUUAAAAGCAGUCAUUGGCCUCAUAGCUAUUCUAAAGGAAAUUAAGUGUCUAGUCUGGAUCUUUAUGAUACAAAAUCUACCUGAACUGGCCUACCUGGGUUAUUUACUGUACCUGGUUAUCUCCGAAUGGGGAUUAAAUGGAACUUACGUUCUGGAAGCUGGUGCAGUGACUGGUGCUACACUUUCUGUUAUCAUCAAAGCUGUCCUUGGUUGCUCAAUGAUCAAGGUUUCCCGCUGUUUUGGACAGGGUCUACACGAAAGAAGUAAGUUGGCAUCUUUCAAGCCUUCAAAUAUUGAUGGGGUAACUUGACAGCAGCUUCCAAAGCUCUGCCACCCAAAAGGAAACGGGUAAAUAGGAACACCGUGUUCCCCUCUGAGUUCUUCCCAUUCUGCCUUGGAAAUAUAUCACUCAACUGUUGUGGUUCUGUUCGCCGAGCUGG